This is a messenger RNA of Labrus bergylta (ballan wrasse), 2402 nucleotides long. Its product is annotated as pyruvate dehydrogenase [acetyl-transferring]-phosphatase 1, mitochondrial. Gene Ontology annotation, biological process: protein dephosphorylation. The record is from RefSeq and is a predicted model, not a curated record. Gene Ontology annotation, molecular function: cation binding; [pyruvate dehydrogenase (acetyl-transferring)]-phosphatase activity. Gene Ontology annotation, cellular component: mitochondrion. NCBI's taxonomy places the organism in Eukaryota, Metazoa, Chordata, Actinopteri, Labriformes, Labridae.
UCUCCUGGUGGUUCUCCUGCUGGUUCUACUGCUGGUUCUCCUGCUGGUUCUACUGCUGGUUCUCCUGCUGGUUCUACUGCUGGUUCUCCUGCUGGUUCUCCAGGUGAGCAGCCAUGCUGGGACGGACAGGAGCCCUCACUGGUCGUUGCAGGUUUGAGCUUCAUCAGUGCUGCUAUCUCUCCUCCUCUGCGCCGCCCCCUGAGCUCCCCAGACUCCAUUACCCAGCAGGCAGUGGGAGCAGGAAGUACAGGGCAGAGCAGGAGGUGGGACCAAUGAGUCCAGCUCAGAUCAGCCGCAUCCUAAAGGCCAACGAGUAUAGCCACACCCUCCCCCGAGGCCCCGCAUCCCAUGGGGUUCUUGGUUUCCAUAGUAACAUGUUGCCAUCCAACCACCCUGGCGAGGACCGUCGGAGCAGCGCCACCUGCCUUCCAGGCCGCGGCGGUGUGCUCUUUGGCGUGUUUGACGGUCACGCUGGUCCAGCGUGCGCUCACGCUGUCAGUCAGAGACUCCUCUAUUACAUCGCCGUGGCAACGCUGCCACUGAGGACACUGGCCGAGCUCGAACAGGCCGUGGAAGAGGAACGGGCCGUACCGCCGCUGCUGGAGUGGCACAAAUACCCCCAGGAUCAUCCCGACGGAGGAGCGAGCUUCUUCCACAGCCUCCGACACUACUGGCAGGAGCGUCUGGAGGACGAGGAUGAAGAGGAAGAGGAGGAGGCGGAGCCGGAGGAGGAUUGUGGGAGGGUGACGUCGGCGCUGGUCAACGCUUUUCGUCGUCUUGACUACGACAUUUCUGUGGAGGCCCAAGUCCACCUGUCCAUGUCCUCACCCAGCAGGCGUUUGUCUCUUCCCGGGGAGGGACUGUCUGUGUCCUCACCGCUCCGCGUGGCGCUGUCAGGCUGCACGGCCUGUGUCACCCACAUCUCCAAUGGCGUCCUGCACGUGGCCAACCUGGGAGACAGCCGGGCCGUCCUCGGCGUCCAGGAGUCAGACGGGAGCUGGUCGGCGGUCAGCCUCAGCAAUGACCAUAAUGCACAGAACCCGGAUGAGCUGCAAAGGAUUCUGGGAGAACAUCCGCCAUCGGAGUGGAGGACGGUGGUCCGUCACGACCGCCUGCUGGGUCUGCUGCUGCCGUUCAGGGCAUUCGGUGACGUCCGCUUCAAAUGGAGCGCAGAGACGUUGAACCGGGUUUAUGAAACCCGACCGGACUUGAUGUCGGUGGUCAGUGAGGCGGUCCGGACUUCCACCCUGCAUUACCUGACCCCGCCCUACCUGAGCGCCCAACCUGAGGUCACCCGACACAGAAUCAGACCCUCCGACAAGUUUCUGGUCCUGGCGACUGACGGACUCUGGGAGCUGAUGCACCGACAGACCGUGGUGGAGCUGGUGGGAGAACAGCUGACAGGUCUUCAACAGCAAGCACCCAUAAUUCCCGGCGCUGGAACAACACUGGGCGGCCUGCAGCGCCUCCUGUUGGAGAGGAAGGGGCGGGUUCUGUCUGUACUGGAGGACCAGAACGCCACCACCCACCUGCUCCGCCACGCCCUGGGGGAUGACGGGUACGGAUCGGUGGCUCCAAACCGUCUGGCCAAGAUGCUGAGUCUGCCCACAGAUCUGGCCAGGAGGUACCGUGAUGACAUCACCAUCACCGUCAUCCAGCUGAACGAGGUCGACCUUUAAGGAGCUUGUGUGUUAACCCGCCAGGUGACUGAUGAGAAACUGUUUUUUCACUCUAAACUGUGUUACAUUUUCUCCUCCUGCUGUUUGUCUCUUUAACGGUGGCCCAAAGUGGACACACAUCCAGACUUCUUACCUGUGAUUUUAUUUAUUUCUCACGUUCUCAACUUUUUUGUCUCAGGACAGUAAGGCCGGGUUCCUGCGUUACUUUAAGACCUCGAGAAAAUAACUUAUCACAUCAACUUAAAAUAUCUGUUUUUAUUCAAGAUAGCAGUUUUGUAGGGCUCAAAAUUGGUCUUGGUCAGUCAAGACGAAGAAGAGGUACAGUAAACUACUGAAUCCAUGCUGUGAAUCAGAGGAGAUUUAGAAGCGAGAAUGCUGCACUACACCACUGGGUGUUACCGUCUAAGUGACACGCCCCCUGCACACAAGAUGAGGAUUUUUCAGUGAUAUUUAUGGUCUCGGUUUCAACCCCUACAUUUCAUGGUCUAGCCCUGGUCUUUGUCUCUGGUCAGUGUGGUCUUGACUAAAACUCUACACGAUAGCAACAUAUAUGUCGAGAUAUACAAGAAAUAUAAGGAUGUUUGUCCUCUAUGGGCUUCCGUACAUUUUAACAAUUAAUUUAGUCAUCAGUUAAUACAUUUAAAAUAUGUCUGUUCCUAUCAGGUUAUGGAAGACAUUGUGGUUUUUUUUUUAACCUUCUUGGCGCUCUGCUGUUUAAAUGAA